AUGUCUCCUGUCCCUUGUGCUUUCCCGACCAGGUCACUGCUCUUGGUGCUGCUGGCCGUGCUGUCAGCCAGCAGCUCUGCCGAUGGGAAGGUGAUACAGCCUAGACUGAAGCCACAGAACCUCUUCAAGCAAGCAUAUGCUGGAUGCCAGACCCAAAAAGACUCAAAAUUCCCUCAAACUGUGAGAGUCAACAUAAGCAUCAGCAACACAAACCAGGACACCAAAGUGACUCCUGAUGUCAGCAGCCGCUCUCUGGCUCCGUGGGAUUACAGGAUCGAUGAGGAUCACAACCGCUUCCCCCAGUUCAUUGCCGACGCCGAGUGCCGCCACACCAGGUGCCUGAAUUCCCACGGGCAGUUGGAUCACAGCCUCAACUCCAUCGCCAUCCAACAGGAGAUCCUCGUCCUCAAGAGGGAGCCGAAGGGCUGCCACCAAUCGUUCCGGCUGGAGAAGAAAAUGAUCACGGUGGGCUGCACCUGUGUCUUCCCCAUGAUCCGACACCAGGCUUGA
Molecule: messenger RNA, 510 nt
Organism: Dryobates pubescens (Downy woodpecker)
Lineage: Eukaryota; Metazoa; Chordata; Aves; Piciformes; Picidae
Product: interleukin-17F
Exons: 3
Coding region: 1-510 (169 amino acids)
Biological process (GO): inflammatory response
Cellular component (GO): extracellular region
Molecular function (GO): cytokine activity
Source: RefSeq, a predicted model, not a curated record